Messenger RNA from Rhinolophus ferrumequinum (greater horseshoe bat), 2640 nucleotides. It is a transcript of the gene GLDN, whose product is annotated as gliomedin. Gene Ontology annotation, cellular component: cell surface. Lineage: Eukaryota; Metazoa; Chordata; Mammalia; Chiroptera; Rhinolophidae. Gene Ontology annotation, biological process: signal transduction. Bases 45 to 1700 code for a protein of 551 amino acids. The transcript has 10 exons. The record is from RefSeq and is a predicted model, not a curated record.
GGGAGGCGGCCCAGCACAGCCCGCCGGCCCAAGGCGCGCAGAGGAUGGCCCGCAGCGCGGAGAGGGGCUGCGGCGGCGCGAGCUGGGGGCUGCGCAGCGCUCUGGCCGCGGUGGCGCUGCUCUCGGCGCUCAAUGCCGCGGGCACGGUGUUUGCUCUGUGCCAGUGGCGCGGGCUGAGCGCGGCGCUGCAGGCGCUGGAGGCGCAGCGGGGCCGGGAGCAGCGCGAGGACAGCGCUCUGCGUGCCUUCCUGGCGGAGCUGAGUCGCGCGCCGCAGCAGGCGCCCGCGCCACCCCUGGACCCCGCGAGCGCGGCGCGCAACAAGCGCAGCCACAGCGGGGACACCGCGCCGCACAUCCGCGCUGAGAGCCACGACAUGCUGAUGAUGAUGACCUACUCCAUGGUGCCGAUCCGAGUGAUGCUGGACCUGUGCAACAGCACCAAGGGGAUCUGCCUGACAGGACCACCUGGCCCACCAGGACCCCCAGGAAUUGAUGGGUUACCAGGACACAAUGGAUCAGAUGGACCGCCUGGUCCCCAGGGCCCAAAAGGCGAAAAAGGAGCAAAUGGGAAAAGAGGAAAAAUGGGGCUACCUGGAGCUACGGGAAUUCCAGGGGAAAAGGGAGACACCGGUGAACUGGGCUUGACCGGAAACGAGGGACCAGCAGGGCAGAAGGGUGAAAAGGGAGACAAAGGGGACGUGUCCAAUGAUGUGCUACCCACCGGUGCCAAAGGUGACCCAGGCCCAUCAGGCCCGCCUGGCCUACCUGGGCCCCCCGGCCCUCCAGGUCCCCCAGGGCCCCCCGGAAGCAGAAGAUCUAAAGGCUCUCGGCAGCCAAACAUGUUCAACGGCCAGUGCCCAGGUGAAACAUGUGCUAUCCCCAACGACGAUACCUUGGUUGGAAAAGCUGAUGAGAAAGUCAGUGAACACCAUUCCCCACGAGCAGAAUCCACGAUCACUUCCAUUGGAAAUCCAACGCAAGUAUUAAAAGUUACGGAAACAUUUGGGACUUGGAUAAGAGAGUCUGCUAACAAGAGUGAUGAACGGAUCUGGGUGACUGAACAUUUUUCAGGCAUCAGGGUGAAGGAAUUCAAGGACCAGCCCUCCCUGCUGAAUGGCAGUUACUCGCUCAUCCACCUCCCGUAUUAUUUCCAUGGCUGUGGGCAUGCCGUUUACAACAGCUCUCUCUACUACCACAAAGGAGGCUCCAACACCAUAGUGAGAUUUGAAUUUGGCAAAGAAACGUCCCAAACUCUGAAGCUUGAAAAUGCCUUGUAUUUUGAUCGAAAAUACCUCUUUGCCAAUUCCAAGACUUACUUCAAUUUAGCUGUAGAUGAAAAGGGGCUUUGGAUUAUCUAUGCUUCCAGUGUGGAUGGCGCGAGCAUUCUUGUAGCCCAGUUGGAUGAGAGGACAUUCUCUGUGGUGCAACACAUCAAUACCACGUACCCCAAAUCCAAGGCCGGCAACGCCUUCAUUGCCCGAGGGAUCCUCUAUGUCACGGACACCAAAGACAUGAGGGUAACAUUUGCCUUUGAUUUGUUAGAAGGGAAACAGAUCAACGCAAACUUUGAUUUAAGAACUUCCCCGUCUGUUCUUGCCAUGUUAUCAUACAAUAUGAGAGACCAACAUUUAUAUUCGUGGGAAGAUGGCCAUUUAAUGCUUUAUCCUAUGCGGUUUUUAUCAGCUACAUUCAACCAGUGACGGGAUGCAUUCUGUUCCCCUCAGGAAAUUUCAGUUCUCUGGCACCAUUUCUAUCCCAACAGAAAACUAUCUUUAAGGGUAGCCAGGUACUUGGCUAUCGUACUCUCAUGACAUGAGUGUGAUGCUCUUUAAAUUCAGAUUCUUUAGAGGAAAAUAACAGACUGGAAGUCAAAACGGCUGAGAUUUGCUGACUCCUCCACAAACUAGCUGGGCCAGUUACCUCUCCCUCUUCAGGCCUUGUUUUCCCCACUGGUAACAUGAAAGGGCUGGAUAAGAUGAUGGGUGAGAUUUUCCCUACCUGUAGGGAAUUCUGUGACUCUUGGCUAUUGCUGCUCUCGCCACUUUUAUAUAUUCGGUCUUGGGUUUUGGUGUUUAGACAUGUGCAGAGCAAAUUGACCUCUGAGCUGAUCAGCCUGAUUGCUUGAGCAAUGAAUUCUUAAAUGCUGACUUAUAUUUGGUGCCUUGGGAAGCUGCACUGACCCUUUAAGGCUGCUGAGGUACCAUGUUACCUAUAAUUUAUUACCCUUCUCGGCAUCUGCACCUGCUACCACAGCACCGGAAUGACUAUUACCCUCAGCUUCUGAUUGCCACUCCAAGAUUAGCAGAAGCCAGGAACAGCUACAUGCCCAGGGGUCCUAAUGAAAUAGAAACAGGCCCUUCCACGGUCCUAUCAACUUCUGAUAAUGCUGAUUUGCAGCUGUGGGAAAUACACUGGCUUCCGGUCUCACUGGCUUUUUCUACCACAGCUAUGGAUCCACUCUCCAUACUAAAUACCGUGUGCGUGGGCCUUAAUCUAGCUAGAACCGCGGGAAGUACUUUGCAGUUUUCAGAAGAGAGGCACCAUGUGGUUAUUAUCUAGACCAGGGAUGGGCAAACUAUGGCCCUCGGGUCACAGCCAGCCCAUCAACUGUUUUUGUAAAUAAAGUUUUAUUGCAACACA